UUGCUGUUUGAUUUUCCAUAGAUCCCACGCGUAUCGCUGUUGCUGCUGCUAGGACGCCAACGUGAACACAAUAAUACUUGGAAAAAUGAGCGUCGACUGCGUUUACACCAGUGCAGUGACGUUGUUGCUGUGUUGUUCGGCCGUGUUGGGCCGACCGUCAUCUAAUGGUGGAGCGGACGGUGGCGGCGGUGGAGGGGGUGGAGGUGGUGCCGGAGCCGGUGGUGGCGGUGGAGGCGCCGCCGGUGGUGGAGGCGGGUCGGUGGUGGAGGACACCGACGAGAGCCCGGUGGUGGUGACCAGCACCGGCUUGGUUCAGGGGUACACGAAAAUCAUUGCGAACCGCGAGGUGCGGGUGUACACGGGCAUACCGUUCGCCAAGCCGCCGGUGGGCCCACUCAGGUUCCGUCGCCCGGUACCCAUCGAUCCGUGGACGGGCGUGCUGAACGCCACCAGACUGCCGAACACGUGUUACCAGGAGCGGUACGAGUACUUUCCCGGGUUCGUUGGUGAGGAGAUGUGGAACCCGAACACCAAGCUCUCCGAGGACUGUCUGUACCUGAACGUCUGGAUACCGAAGAAGCAACGCACCAGGCACCAUUCGAACAACGCACAUCACGCCAAGGUGAGUGUGCACCUGAUUUCACCGGAGACAAGGGGAAUGGUGAAACGUGGGAUYAUACAGUCUGGCACCGUGAAUGCACCCUGGAGCUACAUGACUGGUGAACGGGCAGUAGACAUAGCAAAGAAGUUGUUGGACGAUUGCAAUUGUAAUUCGACGUCUUUGGAGAGCAACCCGAUCGGUACCAUGUCGUGCAUGCGAUCUGUCGACGCAAGUACCAUAUCCAAAAAGCAGUGGAACAGCUAUUCCGGUAUUUUGGGUUUCCCGUCUGCGCCCACCGUGGACGGUAUUCUCCURCCGGAAGACCCGCUGGAUAUGUUGGCUAAGGCGAACUUUUCGGACAUCGACAUACUCAUUGGAAGCAAUCUAAAUGAAGGAACGUAUUUUUUGCUGUACGAUUUUGUCGAUUUCUUCGACCGGACGUCGGCUACCGCAUUGCCCAGAGAAAAAUUUGUGCAAAUAGUCAACGUAAUAUUUAAAGACAGAACACAACUGGAAAGAGACGCAAUUAUAUAUCAGUGCUGUAAAGAUCUUCAGCUAGCACUUUCUUCAAAUGACGGUUUAAAUUCUGAUAUAAAUUCUGUUGAACUUUGUGAAGAAAUAAAYACAUUACAAAAACAUUUGAAAAAUGAAAAUGAUCCAAAAGCAAAUUUUACAAUUUAUAUGUGA
This is a messenger RNA of Diuraphis noxia (Russian wheat aphid), 1288 nucleotides long. Its product is annotated as acetylcholinesterase-like. Lineage: Eukaryota; Metazoa; Arthropoda; Insecta; Hemiptera; Aphididae. The record is from RefSeq and is a predicted model, not a curated record. Gene Ontology annotation, molecular function: acetylcholinesterase activity. Gene Ontology annotation, cellular component: plasma membrane. Gene Ontology annotation, biological process: choline metabolic process; acetylcholine catabolic process.